Molecule: messenger RNA, 2772 nt
Organism: Sphenostylis stenocarpa
Lineage: Eukaryota; Viridiplantae; Streptophyta; Magnoliopsida; Fabales; Fabaceae
Source: the annotation of a GenBank genome assembly
AUGUUUCACAAAAACAUAGAGAAUGUACUACUUCCGCUUUACGAAUAUGAUGCAGCAAUUCACCAUAAAAGCAAUGGCAACUUACUGGCCCUAUCUCAUCUCUACCCUGAGGCGGUGGGGAGUUAUAGAGAUAGGGAAGGUGAUGUGGUGGAUACUUGUGGACAUAAUGAGGAGGUGGAGGUGGAGACUUGUACACAUAUGGAGGAGGAGGUGAAGGAGAUGGAGGGGGAGGAGAUUUGUAGACAUAUGGGGACUUGUGGACAUAUGGUGGAGGAGGCGAGUGGGAUGGAGGAGGUGGAGAUUUAUAGACAUAAGGAGGUGGUGGUGAUGGGGAUGGUGGUGGUGGAGACUUGUAAACAUACGGAGGAGGUGGUGAAUGAGAUGGUGGGGGAGGUGACUUAUAAAUAUAUGGAGGGGGUGGUGAUGGGGAUGGUGGUGGUGGGGACUUGUAGACGUAAGGAGGGGGAGGUGAUGGAGAUGGUGGAGGAGGGGACUUGUACAAAUAUGGUGGAGGAGGUGAUGGAGAGGGUGGAGGAGGAGACUUGUACACAUAUGGUGGAGGAGGUGAGGGGGAUGGAGGUGGUGGAGACUUGUAGACAUAAGGAGGCGGGGGUGAUGGGGAUGGUGGAGGAGGGGACUUGUACACAUAUGGUGGAGACUUAUGGACAUACGGUGGGGAAGGUGAGGGCGAUGGAGGUGGUGGAGAGUUGUAUGCAUAAGGAGGGGGCGGUGAUGGAGAUGGUGGAGGAGGAGACUUGUACAGAUAUGGUGGAGGAGGGGACUUGUAGGCAUAUGAAGGAGACUUAUGGACAUACGGUGGAGGAGGAGAGGGGGAGGGAGGUGGUGGAGACUUGUAUACAUAAGGAGGGGGAGGUGAUGGAGAUGGUGGAGGAGGAGACUUGUAGACAUAUGGUGGAGGAGGUGAGGGGGAUGGAGGGGGUGGAGACUUGUAGACAUAAGGAGGGGGAGGUGAUGGAGAUGGUGGAGGAGGAGACUUGUAGACAUAAGGAGGGGGAGGUGAUGGAGAUGGUGGUGGGGGAGACUUGUAGACAUAGGGAGGGGGAGGUGAUGGAGAUGGUGGAGGUGGAGACUUGUACACAUAUGGUGGAGACUUAUGGAUGUAUGGUGGAGGUGGUGAGGGGGAUGGAGGUGGUGGAGAGUUGUAGACAUAAGGAGGGGGAGGUGAUGGAGAUGGUGGAGGAGGAGACUUGUAGACAUAUGGUGGAGGAGGUGAGGGGGAUGGAGGGGGUGGAGACUUGUAGACAUAAGGAGGGGGAGGUGAUGGAGAUGGUGGUGGGGGAGACUUGUAGACAUAAGGAGGGGGAGGUGAUGGAGAUGGUGGAGGUGGAGGUGGAGACUUGUACACAUAUGGUGGAGACUUAUGGAUGUAUGGUGGAGGUGGUGAGGGGGAUGGAGGUGGUGGAGAGUUGUAGACAUAAGGAGGGGGAGGUGAUGGAGAUGGUGGAGGAGGAGACUUGUAGACAUAUGGUGGAGGAGGUGAGGGGGAUGGAGGGGGUGGAGACUUGUAGACAUAAGGAGGGGGAGGUGAUGGAGAUGGUGGUGGGGGAGACUUGUAGACAUAAGGAGGGGGAGGUGAUGGAGAUGGUGGAGGUGGAGGUGGAGACUUGUACACAUAUGGUGGAGACUUAUGGAUGUAUGGUGGAGGUGGUGAGGGGGAUGGAGGUGGUGGAGAGUUGUAGACAUAAGGAGGGGGAGGUGAUGGAGAUGGUGGAGGAGGAGACUUGUAGACAUAUGGUGGAGGAGGUGAGGGGGAUGGAAGGGGUGGAGACUUGUAGACAUAAGGAGGGGGAGGUGAUGGAGAUGGUGGUGGGGGAGACUUGUAGACAUAAGGAGGGGGAGGUGAUGGAGAUGGUGGAGGUGGAGGUGGAGACUUGUACACAUAUGGUGGAGACUUAUGGAUGUAUGGUGGAGGUGGUGAGGGGGAUGGAGGUGGUGGAGACUUGUAGACAUAAGGUGGGGGUGGUGAUGGAGAUGAUGGAGGAGGGGAUUUGUAGACAUAUGGAGGAGGUGGUGAAGGAGAUGGAGGUGGGGGAGACUUGUAAACAUAUGGUGGAGGAGGUGAGGGGGAUGGAGGUGGAGGUGACUUGUAAACAUAAGGAGGGGGUGGUGAUGGGGACGGAGGUGGAGGAGAUUUAUAGGCAUAAGGAGGGGGUGGUGAUGGAGAUGGCGGAGGAGGAGAUUUGUAGACAUAUGGAGGGGGUGGUGAAGGAGAUGGAGGUGGAGGAGACUUAUAAACAUAUGGUGGGGGUGGUGAUGGAGAUGGUGGUGGAGGAGACUGGUAGAUGUAUGGAGGUGGUGGUGAAGGAGAGGGAGGUGGUGGUGACUUAUAGACAUAAUGUGGAGAUGAUUCGUGAUGGUGGGGUGGGUGUUUUGCAUGCUGUGGUGGAGAGUAAUAGGUUGGCUGGGAUGCAUAUCGAGGCCAGUGCCUCGGCCCUGCUGAAGUUCCCAUCUUCUGUCAGUGUGCAGUACAGUCGUUGUUUGGAUGACCUAUGCUCUAUGCUUGCAUUGCAAAUUGAAGUUGCGGGCCUCCAUUAUGUGAAUUCAUAUCUCUUACGAUAUGGAUUGGCAACAAAGUCAAGGAAGAAGGUUGGCAAUGACAUGGUUGGACAUAAACAGAACCCACUUUCCCUAGUGAUUGCAUUAUAUUUGCUAUAUAUCGUUUUAGACAUAUCAGAGAAGGCUGCUACUGUUGUUACUCUGCUAUCAUCGGUGUUGUUAGACUUCAAGACUGCAGAGGCAUGUACUCUAUAG